This is a messenger RNA of Aureobasidium uvarum, 3567 nucleotides long. The record is from the annotation of a GenBank genome assembly. NCBI's taxonomy places the organism in Eukaryota, Fungi, Ascomycota, Dothideomycetes, Dothideales, Saccotheciaceae.
AUGUGGAACAGCCUGUCCAACUUUGCACAAAAGGCGCAGGUCUUUGUCGACCAGAACCUGCAGACGGCCGUAACCAACCUCGCACCCUCUGACAACCGCUCGUCCAAGGCCGCCCUAUUCCGUCACCAGUUCCGUCUGCCAGACUCGCAGAGCCCGCUGUACGAGAUCACGGCCGAGUUGACGUUACCACCCAAGACGUCCUCGUCGUCAAAGAGCCCCACCGACACCCCACGCAAGAGCCAUGAGCAGCGCAACAAUUGGGACCGCGAGCGCGGAAACCACUACGUUGGCCGCUUGCACCUGUCGGAGAAAUUCCUGUGUUUCUCUACCCAGAACUCGAGCUUCUCUCCUACUGCAAGCACGUCGUUGUCUACUGCCUUCACGGGCCAGACGAACGGUGCAGGUCCUGCUGGCAAUGGCUUCACUCUUCCAUUGUGUGCUGUGCGCCGUGUCGAGCGUCUGCACAGUCAGAGCUACAUGUUUGCCCUGUCCAUCACCACAUGGAAUGGCUAUCCUGCUCCUGACGAGAAAAACACAAAACACACUGGCAAGACGGCUCCGCCAGCACCCAAGCUCACAAUCCAGCUGGCUGGCAGUAGAGUACAAUGUGAAAAGUUCUGCGACAUGCUGAAGAAAGGUCUGCGCGAGGGUAUGCGUGAAGUUGAUGGCAUGCGCAAAGUCGUGGGAGAGUGCUACUCGGAGUUCAUGUUGGCUGCUGAGGCCAAGCGUCGCAACGAGAAGGACGCGCCAACCGAAAAGUUGGUUGAUGAUCAGAAUCCUGAAGAACAGUUGAAGCCUCCAGAUGCUGGUCUAGGCAUGCAAUUCCGCUAUCCUGGUGACCCCAAGAAACUCAGAGACAAGGGCAAGAUGAGGUUGUGGUACGAGUAUUUACGAGGUAAUGCGCAUCUGUACUUGACUAGAACAUCGACAUCCACUGACAGAAUGCAGNAAAACGGCAGAAAUGCCACGCUCGUCAGACAGCCGGAUCUGCCCCGACUGGUCAGGAUUGGUCUCCCCAAUCGUCUUCGUGGAGAAGUGUGGGAGCUCACAUCUGGAUCUUUCUAUCUACGAAUGCAGCAGCCCAAGCUCUAUCAGGAUACGCUAGACAAAUACGAGGGACAACAUUCGCUUGCUAUUGACGAGAUCGAAAAGGACUUGAAUCGCAGUCUGCCCGAAUAUCCUGGUUUCCAGAGUGAGGAGGGUAUCGGCCGCUUGCGUCGUGUUCUUACUGCCUACAGUUGGACUAAUCUGGAAGUCGGCUACUGUCAAGCUAUGAACAUCGUCGUUGCCGCCCUCUUGAUCUACCUCUCCGAAACUCAGGCUUUCUAUCUCUUGUCCAUUCUCUGCGAUCGACUUUUACCAGGAUACUACUCACAGACUAUGUACGGCACUCUUUUGGACCAGCGGGUCUUUGAAUCGCUCGUUGAGAGGACAUUACCCAUUCUUUCCGAGCAUCUCGCCAAGUCGGAUGUCCAACUGUCUGUCGUUUCAUUACCCUGGUUCCUCUCACUAUACAUCAACUCGAUGCCCUUGAUGUUCGCCUUCAGAGUCCUUGAUGUCUUCUUCCUCGAAGGUCCCAAAGUCUUGUUCCAAAUCGGUUUGGCCAUUCUCAGAGUCAAUGGAGAGGAACUGUUGGACGCUACCGACGACGGCACUUUCAUUUCCGUCCUAAAGUCAUACUUUGCUCGUCUUGGCGAGUCAGCUCAUCCGAAGUCAGAGAAUCCCAAGCUGAGAGCGGUAACAAACUUCCAGGCCUUGAUGGUUGUUGCUUUCAAGGAGUUCUCUGGCAUCACACAACAAAGCAUCUCUGACUUGAGAGCCAAGCACAAGGAUGCUGUCCUUGACAACAUCGAGUCUUUCGCAAAGCGCACCUCUAUCAGGAACCUCGGUCCGGAGAGCAAGAAGCUGAGUACGAGUGAUCUAGGCUUCUUGUAUGAUCGCUUCUACGGUGUGCUGUACGAACGUCAACAAAGAAUGGAGAUGAUCCAGCAAGAACAAGAGCGCAGAGCAAAGGCUACCAAAACCAAGGCUGCCGAGAUUGUUAGCGGCAUUCCCGGCAAUGUCGAGAUGGGCAGAGUUGGACUUGGACCUAGUCCCACAGAGAUGGACUAUGACAGUUUCAGAGAAUUCUUGGCCGGUCUUGCUAGAUGGGCAAUCACGGACUCGCCCAGCUCAACAGACAAGCAGGACUCUGAGAAGAAUGGUGGCUACUUUGCCAACACUUUCCGCGCUCGCUCUGUCUCUCUAUCACCCUGGGGCUCUGGUCCGGAGCCUGCUGAGCACGAGUUUUUGCAACGUCUCUUCAAGUCUUGGGAUACUGACAAUUCGGAUGCUCUCAACUUGCAAAAGGUCGUUGCCGGUUUUGCUCGCAUCAAGGGUCCUCGCGAUAUCAUGUCAAACAUCAGCUACUUCUUCGAUCUCUACGACGAUGACAAGGAUGGCAAGGUUGACAGAGAAGGCAUCCUGCGCAUCUCGGAAGCUUUGCUCUUCCUGUCAAGACGUGGUAUUGCCGGGUCAGUCACGCCAUCCGCAUCAUCAACCAAUUUUGCCGCUCAAGCCGAGAUUGGACCUGACGGUAUGCCUUUGAGAGGCGCGAAUAAGGACGAACAGUUCCUGAGUAGCAUAUCGGCUUUCAUCAGAAGAUGCUUUGAAUAUGCCGAUCCAGACCAAUCACCGGCGACUACAGAACAGUCUUCUGCUCGAACUACCACGAAAAUGGAGAAGGAGUCGGAUGAUUCGACUUCGACUGCAGCAGACAAUCUCAACUCUUUUAGUAUUGGUGACGACGAAGACGAUGAGGAUGCUGAAGAGGAUUUGCUACAGCUCAAUGACGAGAAGCCGAAACCUGAGAUCUCAAAAUCAGAAGAAGAGUUAACAACGAUUCCAUCCAUCACCAAAACCCCCGUCACACCCAUCACGAAUACACCCUUCAACUUUGGCCAAACUACACCAACAACGCCAAACCGAAAUGCAGCCGCUAACAAGGCCCUCGACCCCAACCAUCCCCUCUUUAUCACCCUUCCAACCUUCCGCAUGCUCAUUCUCGCCGACGAAGCCCUCGAAACCUUCUUCGACUCUGGCUUCCCCAACUCCUUCCAUCUCGCUGAUGCACCUCUUCCCGCCGGCACCGUCUCUACAGCUAACCUCACCACCUUCAGCAACCUCCCUGCCAAAGUCAACUUGCCCAUCCUGAGUCCCGGCGGCCCUGGCGCUGGCGUCAUGGCACCAGGAAAGGGUCUUCGCGGCAUGCUGGACAACAUCGUCACCGAUGGUAUGCGCGUAGCAGCCGAAGUGCGUCGCAGGAUGGAUGAAGCACAGAAGGAAAUCGACCGUGGAGCUUCCACGCGCGGCACCGAGUCCGAUGAGGAAGAGGAAGAUGAAGGCGGCAGAGAUCUGUUGGAGGGUGCUGAGGUUGAUGCAGCGGCGCCGCAAACACCUGCCAAGACCGAGAGUUCUGCUGAGCAGAGUAUGGAGAGAGAAAUUGAAGCUGCUAAACAGGCGGACAAGGGUAAAGGCAAGGAAAAGGUUGUUGAUGAUGUGCAAAAGAGUAUGGUGUUUGAGCGAUAG